CAACAUGGACACGGGACCAAACGACUUGUCCCCAGACGCCAGCUCGUUUGUUCUCACUCGCUGGCUUGCGCCCACAUUGACGCGCGCGCGGACCCGCCUGCCCCAGUGCCCCUAUAUUAUCUUCGUCGCGCGACUCACUUGCCGCUCGCCUCGGCUCACACACCUACACUGACCAAAGCUCCUCUUGCUCGCCGUCUCGCCAUGGAGGCCUCGCCGUCUCGCAGCGGCAGCUUCUCCCGCGCCGGAUGGAUCAGGUGCAAGGCGCGGGAGGCGACGUCCUUCGAGCACCUCGGCGUCGACGCCGGCCUCGGUGAAUCUUUCAACAGCUCCACCACGUCCUUCAUUGACAUGGACCCCGCGGAGCUGUUCUCCAUGCGGUGGACGUCGGACGGCGGCGGCUUCGACUUCGGUCUGCCGUGCGCCGGGGAGUGCUCCCCGCUGCUUGUGGGUGCCGGGGAACUCCUCCCCUGCGAGCCGAGCGGCAAUUCCCGUGACAGCGGCAUCUCGUACGCCGACGUCUCGCCGGGCUCGUCGCCGGUUUUCCACUCGGCACAGAGCACGCCGGCUUCCGUGGCCAGCUCGCGGCACCCAGGCGCCAAGCCGAGGGUGCCACUGCUGGCUACGAGGAGGUUGCUGCUCAGGUACCUUCGCUUCCUCGUGCCGCUGUGCCGGAAGGCGAGGGCGCUGCCGCUGCGAGUGUUCGCCCCGCGGUCCAGGGCCCUGGCCGCGAUCCCGGCGCGGCGGUCCACCUCCAGCGCCUCGAACGGGGGGGAGUACUGGUGCCACGGCAACGUCGACACCGCCGUGCGCGACGCCAUCCUCCACUGCAAGAAAUCCUUCACUGCUCGCACUGAACGCUGAGCUGCUGAAAAUUUGGUUCUUUAUACCAUUCAGGGGCACGACAUGCAAGAAUGGGCUCUUGCAAGAACACUUUUAACUUAGGCCGGCGAAUCGAGAGAAAAGAUGAACAUACUGUGUCAUCUAGAUUUCUUCACUUAAUUUUGAUUUCGGUAUUAUGUACAUGCAGUACAGUGUAUGCGCUGAUAAAUUGAGCCCAAGGUAGUUUGACCUUAUGUUGCACUUCCAUUACGACGAAUAAGAUACUUGUGCUUCUAACCCGA
Messenger RNA from Phragmites australis (common reed), 1121 nucleotides. RefSeq lists its product as uncharacterized. The coding region runs from base 202 to 861 and encodes 219 amino acids. The transcript has a single exon. The record is from RefSeq and is a predicted model, not a curated record. Lineage: Eukaryota; Viridiplantae; Streptophyta; Magnoliopsida; Poales; Poaceae.